UCAAGUUAAACAGAUUAGUGCGAUGCCUUGAGCCGUACUGCAGAAUGCAUUAAAUCAACUUGUCAACAAAACAACAUGCGUUAAUGUUGCAUUCGGUUUUUAUUGAUUUAAAAUUAAUUGAUUUUAUUUUAUUUUAGUUUUUACAGAUUAAUAUUUUUGAGUUAUUUUCUUGAAUAGCUCCCUUUAUCAUUUUUCUUAUAAACAGGGGGGAACGACGAGAUGUGAUUCGUUUACUUUUGAUAAGACACAAUCAUCUAAUUGUUAUUUGAAAAAUUUAUCUCUUAGAGUCAAAAUUGUCCAAAAGAAAUCAGUAAGCUAUUGAAACCAUUUCCAAUUAUUAACCAUGGCAUCUAAAGGAAAAAUAGCGGUAGUAGGAAGCGGACUUAUUGGACAUAGCUGGGCUAUGUUAUUUGCCAGUGCUGGAUACAAUGUUACUAUUUAUGAUAGAGAUAGCAAUGUUUCGUUGGCAGCCUUAAAGACUAUUGAAAAGGAGUUGAGAGAGCUAGAAGCCAACCAGCUUCUUCGGGGAAAUCUGUCUGCAGAAGAACAACUGAAAUGUAUCACUAGGACAGAAAGUUUAGAAGAUUGUGUUAAAAACUCCUUUUUUGUACAAGAGUCUGUUCCUGAAAAUGAAGAAUUGAAAAAGAUUGUUUUUCAAAAAUUGGAUCAAUUAGCAACUGAUGAUGUUAUAUUGUGUAGCUCUACAAGUUGUAUAACUCCGUCUAAAUUGUCUGAAAACAUGAAACACAAAACCCAAGUGAUCGUUGCCCACCCUUGUAAUCCACCUUAUUAUGUCCCAGUCGUUGAAAUCAUACCUACUUCUGUAACGAAGCCUGAGGUAUUGUCCAAAACUGUGGAUUUGAUGAAAGAGAUUGGCCAGAAACCAGUUGUUUGCAAGAAAGAAAUUUAUGGUGCAGCUAUUAAUCGCAUGCAAUAUGCUAUUAUCAAUGAGUGCUGGCGACUUGUGCAAGAUGGUGUUAUGUCAGUUGAGGAUGUAGAUGCUGUGAUGUCAGAAGGGCUAGGAAUGAGAUAUGCUUUCCUUGGGACAUUUGAAACAUGCCAUUUAAAUGCCAAUGGUAUGAUAGAUUAUUGCGAAAGAUAUGCAAAAGGCAUCCACAAUGUGUCUGAAACAUUUGGUCCUGUUCCAAAAAUGGAAGGAAAUGUAGCCGAAGAAAUACAUCGACAGAUGUGCGAAAAAGUUCCUCUUCAUAGUUUGGAUGUUCGCAGGAAAUGGCGAGAUGACAGAUUGGCAUGCUUAGCUAAAUUGAAGAAAACUUUAAACCAAUGAAAACCUAUAUUUUACUGUUAUGAAAUGUUUCAGUAUUACAAAUUUUAUUUUUUUAGUAUAAUAAAAUUUAUAGUGCCGUAUUAAUUUUUUUUGUUUAAAGUUUAAUAUCAUUGUUAAUAUUGCCUGAAUUUUGAUUGAAUAUGUUUAAAGUACUUUUAUAUAUUUCGAUACAUUAUUUAAUUUCGAAAUAAAAAUGAUUUUUCAAAUACA
Molecule: messenger RNA, 1498 nt
Organism: Parasteatoda tepidariorum (common house spider)
Lineage: Eukaryota; Metazoa; Arthropoda; Arachnida; Araneae; Theridiidae
Product: lambda-crystallin homolog
Biological process (GO): fatty acid metabolic process
Molecular function (GO): NAD+ binding; L-gulonate 3-dehydrogenase activity
Source: RefSeq, a predicted model, not a curated record